Molecule: messenger RNA, 123 nt
Organism: Blastomyces dermatitidis ER-3
Lineage: Eukaryota; Fungi; Ascomycota; Eurotiomycetes; Onygenales; Ajellomycetaceae
Exons: 1
Coding region: 1-123 (40 amino acids)
Source: RefSeq, a predicted model, not a curated record
AUGGCUGUAGGGGCUGUCCGAGGAUCAUCCAUGGGAUACUUUUGGCCGGCACUGGCGAGACGAUGCUGGGAAACCCGGUCCGACGAGCAUGGAUAUAAGACCUCACAAAGGAUAUCGAUUUGA